GACUUAUACAUCUGUAUAUCAAUUCACAUUUUCAUACAACUCUUUCCAUUUUCCUUUGUUGCUUCUUACAAGCAACAUUCAGCAUCAUUUAAUAUCCAUCGUCUGUUCUGUUCUUCUCCCCUAUAUAAAUCACCAUCCCGUAGUAACUCCCACCUCAAGCACUUUUCCUUUUCUUCUUUCUUCCAUUUGCCUAUCUUCUCUUCAAUCAAUGGAGAAGUCUUUUUUCUUAGUAGCCCUUUCCCUUAUUCUUCUUUUCUCUACUGUUAAUAGCUUGGGCUUUGAGGAGAAAGAUCUUGUGUCGGAGGAAAGUUUUUGGGACUUGUACGAGAGAUGGCGAACCCAUCAUACAGUUUCUCGGUCUAUUGAUGAGAAACAUAAGCGUUUCAACGUGUUUAAAGAGAACGUGAAGUACAUCCAUUCAUUCAAUAAGAAAGAUGCACCAUAUAAGUUGAAGCUCAAUAAGUUUGGGGACAUGACUAAUCAUGAAUUCCGGAGCACUUAUGCAGGAUCCAAGGUUAAUCACCAUAGGAUAUUCCGAGGGAGUCCAAAUGGAACCGGUAGCUUCAUGUACGAGAAGGUGACCAACAUCCCACCUUCCAUUGAUUGGCGACAGAAGGGUGCAGUCACAAAUGUCAAGGACCAAGGACAAUGUGGGAGUUGUUGGGCAUUUUCAACAGUUGUUGCUGUUGAGGGAAUAAACCAAAUAAAAACCAAGAAGCUAGUGUCUCUAUCCGAGCAGGAGCUCAUCGAUUGCGAUAACACAGAUAAUCAAGGAUGUGAUGGAGGUUUAAUGGAAUACGCAUUUGAGUACAUCAAGAAAAACAGAGGUAUAACUACAGAGGAAAAUUAUCCCUACACCGCAGUAGAAGGGACAUGCAAUUUAUCAAAGGAGAAAUCUCGCGUAGUGGUGAUUGAUGGGCAUGAGAAUGUUCCUGAAAACGAUGAGGAUGCAUUACUGAAAACCGUGACGAACCAACCUGUAUCAGUGGCCAUAGACGCUAGCAGUCAGGAUUUUCAGUUCUACUCUGAGGGCGUCUUUACUGGAGAUUGCGGCACGGACUUAGACCAUGGUGUGGCGAUCGUGGGCUAUGGGACAACUGUGGAUGGGACCAAAUACUGGAUAGUGAAGAAUUCAUGGGGAAGUGACUGGGGAGAGAGAGGUUACAUAAGAAUGGAGCGUGGAAUCUCAGAUAAAGAAGGGCAGUGUGGUAUUGCUAUGGAGGCCUCAUAUCCCAUCAAAUCAUCUGCAAACCCUCCAGAGAAAAAAGCCUCCCACACCGUGGAUGAGCUUUGAGAUAUCAUUUGCAUAUCUCUACAUAAAUCAUCUUGCGUCUAUCUUUAUAGUUACUGUGAUUGAUGCCUCACAUCUCACAAAUGCUUGAAUUUGUCUCUUUAUGUACUUUUUCUUGAAUAUAUGUGGAUCAAUAAAGCUAGUUGGCUGGCAAUAA
Messenger RNA from Magnolia sinica, 1448 nucleotides. RefSeq names its product vignain-like. The record is from RefSeq and is a predicted model, not a curated record. Gene Ontology annotation, cellular component: lysosome. Lineage: Eukaryota; Viridiplantae; Streptophyta; Magnoliopsida; Magnoliales; Magnoliaceae. The transcript has 4 exons. Bases 209 to 1294 code for a protein of 361 amino acids. Gene Ontology annotation, molecular function: cysteine-type endopeptidase activity.